ACAAAUAUGGCUGACUAAAGCAAAUUUUUUUGUUUUGGACAUGAAAUUUUAAUUUAUUUUGCGUUAUGAGAGGUUUAUUUCUUUCUGACUUUCACAGAAAUUAUAGAACACUGAAAGUGCUCGUAAUGACAUUGCGAGAGUAGUGAUUAAUCCUGAAGUUCUCGGAGUUUGACAGUUGCACAAACUUUACAACUCCUGAAGCUUUUUCUUCUGAUUGAAGAUGUUUAAAGAUAAGUAUCAGGGUGGACCUUACUUUGAGGUGUUCUCACCACAACAGAAAGACACAACAUCACAAUGGAAAAUGACUGGACAAAUAUCAAAGAAUUACGACAAGGAGAUCAAAAGUUUUUCGUACAGCUUGGAAGGUUCAACUGCAACAACAAAGAUACAGAUUCCUAAAGAUCCUAGAAUGUCAAUGCAUCUAGUACAGCGCUAUUUGAUUGUACAAGUUGCUUUAAAGAAGGGAGCAGACUUCAGUAUGGAGCUUGGAGUUUCAGAUAUGAAGAAUGGUAAGAGAAGGUUGAUGCUGUCCACUGCCCAGAAAGAUAUACAUAUAACACCUUUACAUGCUAAAGUUCCACUCAAAAUUGUCAAAGUAGGAAUGUGGCUGAACCUGUGUUUGGACCUGGUGUCUAUGGUAGGUGAAACAUGGAGAGGUGAGACAUACAAGCUGUUGGACAGUAUUACAAUAUCUGCUAACUGCCGGCUCAGGAGAAUCUUCACAAUGAAAUGUCAGCCGCCAGACACUGUUGGAGAUGAUGAAUUGUAUGGCUGUUCACCCAGUAAUGCAGGAGAAUUAGAUCAGAUACCCAAACAGUGUCAGUUUGCUACAGAAGUCAAUCAUCUGACACAGUUGCUGACAAUAGAUAAGAUAAAGCAUGCAGAACGAUUGCGAGGUGGAGGAGAUAUGAGGGGAUCAGUAAACAGUAAUCUAGAUCUAGAUUUGAGUUCUAGUGGCAGAAGAUCUUCAGCACAGUCAGGUGAUGCUUUCCACAUAGCUUUUGGAUCAAAAAUAGCUGGAGUGAGAACCUCCCAGAGCUCUGCAAAGAAAACGGCGAGAGAUUUACGGAGUUCUCGACUACUGAGGAGAAGUACAAUAGGAAAGUGUUCUCAGUUAUCUGACACAGUCAGGUCAAGAUACAGCAUAACUGGUGGUAACCUCACAAACAGAAGUAUCAGAAGCAAUUCCAGAGCAGAAGAUGGUGUAGCCAGCUCUGGCUAUCAAGAUAUGUCAGUGAGCAGAGACAGUCUGUAUACAGGGCGAGAUCCUGGGGGAGGGACCAGGGAGAUGGGAUCUGGGGCAGGUGCUAGUGGAACAUCAAGGAAAGAUGGUCACCAGCUGGUCCCUAACCCUCCUGGGAAACCAGCUUCUGUACGUUUAGGGCACCAGAGACAGUAUUCAGAUCCUUCCACUGUGUUAGACAAGGAACCAGCCACAAAAAAUACACAUGGAGAGGUAUCAAUAGUACAACCACAUCCACCUCGUGAACCCUCACAUGAAAGAGUUAGAAGACGGCCUGCACGCUUCAAAAGUAACAGUGCUGGGAAAGACAGAAUAUCUAGUGCUAGUUCACAGAAAGAUGAAGGUAUAGGAACCAGUGCUUCAUCAGUGUCCUCAAAUCAACACAGUCCGUACAAUGAAAGUCGACGUAUGAGGGUUGUUUCAGAUGGUGAUCUUCUAGAUGUCAGUGGUAGCAGUACUGAUUCUGGUCCACGUCAAAAGUCUGCUGAACAUGUUAGACGACCCCCAGUUGAUGUUAACAGGAAAAAUAAACCUCCAAAAAGAAAAGAAUAUCGCCCUUCUAACUAUCAACCAGAUGGUGCGGAGAUGGAAGAGUCAGUGUCAGAUGUGAUUGAAUUAUUGCGCAAUAAUAUGCAACAAGCUAUGCAUGAUACAGCAAGUUCUGGUGACGAAAUAGAAGAUGAUCCUUGUGAUGAAAAUGAAGGGGAAGAGGACAAAGACAAUAUGUAUUUAUUUGUAUCGCAACCAAAACCCGCUCCUCGACAGAAAAAUGCCUCGCCUUCACAGUAUCUCCUGGAAAAUGAUGACAAAAAGGUUAAAAAGACACCACCCAAAGGGAGGAAGAAAGAGGGCUCUAAAUCAAGAGGACCAAGGCCAGAGGAGGAUUUCAUCAAUGAUGACUCGUCAAAUAGUGAUGAUGAUAAACUUAGAGGCCUUAAUAGGCAAGGUUCAAGGCCUAAUAGUGGUAGUAGACCCAACAGUGGAACCAGGCCUGGCAGUGGAACCAGGCCUGGCAGUGGAACUAGGCCUAAUAGCGGAACUAGGCCUGGUUCUGGUAGCAGGCCAAAUAGUGGUAGUAGGCCUAGUAACAGUUUAAGGCCCACAAGUGCUAGUCGGUCCCAUUCUCGGACAAAUUCAAAUUCAGGAGUUGGAUCUAGGACAGUUAAUCAUAUACCUCCGUCAAGUUAUACUGGAAUACAUAAUGACACUGACAGUAAACAUAGUGGUGCUCUAUACAAUGGUGAUAUAGGUAAUACUGACAGUGUAAGAAUUGAAAAUGGAAUAGCUAUCCCUAAAUUGAGUGGCCUGCCAAAUGGUACCGACAAUGGGGAUCAGUUUGCACCAGCUACUGGGGGAAGUCCUACAUUUACUAAGGGUAUUACAGACAGAAGUUUUGUUUCAAGGAUGAGUAAGACAAAAUUAAAAGAGAUUCCAAUGACAGAUGCAAGAAUAUCACAUACACAUGCUGAAGAUAAAGCAUAUGAUUUUUCAAAGUAUGCAUAUCAAGAUCUCACGGCAUCUGAUGAAGAAGCCAUGCUGGCAGCUAUCCAAGGUGCCAGGAGUGCUGAGUUUGAACCAGAAAAUUUCAUUGAUUCUAAUAAAAACAACCAACAGGUUGUAAAACCUUCAACUAGAACAGAGCCACAGGGUGCAGGGUUCAUGCCAGAACAUGCAGCACCGAAGGUUGAGCUGAAGGUUACGAAAGUUGCAGCGCAGCCUGGACGUGCCAGCAGAGAAACGAACAAUGAUUCUCCAACAUUCUUCAGUGAAGAGGAUGACACCAGCCUAAGCACUUGGAAACCACCACCACAGAAACCACAUGACUACAGACCUGAAAUGCAGAUAAGAUUGAGUUCAGAUACAUUUACAGAUCCAAGGGAAUGGAGUGGUGUGUGCAGUCCCCCAGUGUUGCAUGGAAUGCCUGUAUCUAAUUCCCUGGAUGAUAUCUCCACAUUUAGCAAUAACUCACCUAGAAAACCUUUCUCUGGAAUAGGAGAAUCUCCCAAGACAACUGAUGAUGAAGAAGAGUUGGACCUCCUUUAUGACUCGCAGCUCAACUGCUACUAUGAUCCUAAAUCAUGCACAUAUUACGAGUUAAGUUAGAUCUACUUUAUGACUCGCAACUCAGCUGUUACUAUCACCUAAAAUCAUGCACGUAUUACGAGCUAAGUUAGUUACAUCUAUUGUAUGACUCACAACUCAGCUGUUCCUAUGGUCUAAAAUCAUGCUCAGGUGAAUCUUCAGGUCAUGUCAUAAGUAAAUUGAUUCUGUGAAUCUAAAAUGUGCAAAUAUUUUGUUCUUUGAGGUAAACCAAUAUAUUAGCUCAAGCUACAACUUACUAGAAAAAAUUGCCACUUUUUAACCUUUACGCUGCUUAAUUUCUAAAAUGGACUGGUCCAUCAUUCAGUUUAGGCAUUACCACUUAUUAAUCAAAGGGGUGUUCACUGUAUAUUUACUGACUUGAAUAUCGAACAGUGAAGACCAUGAUCAGACUGCAGGGAUGUGCAGGCUGAUCUUGGUCUACACUGGUCUCAAAAACAGAAUCACUUGCCGCCAGCAGGCAAAGGUUAAGUAGGUCUCUUGUUGGAAUAAGUUGUAAAGACUGCAUAAUGAACAAAAUACUGCAUCGUUCCAAACCUUCCAAGCAGGAAUAAAAUGGCAUAAGCAAUGUUUGUUUGCCAGGUAGGCUUGCCUGAUAGAGCUACACAGAUAACUAUUUUUGCAAAUCUCAACCUUUUUAUGUACAUUAGUAUUUGGAUAGAUAAGAGGAUUGCUUAAAAAUUAUGUUGACUUUGCACUCCUUAAUUUGAUUUAGCAGUAAUUCUAUACCAAAUCGGAAAUUGCACAGAAUGUUUCUUUCAUGUAUUAUUUUUCCAAUGUUUUCAAGAAAAUUUUACCAUUAUUUUCCAGCUAUGUUUUCUUACACUGGACUCUUUCUGUCAAUUAAUUGGACAUACAUAUUUCUGCUUUAAUGUAUGUACUUGAAAAUUACUAGGCAAUACAACAAACCUUGCUUUUCAAGAAUAAAGUAAUUAUGAUAUCAGAAUAAUUUUAAAAUGCUGCAUGAAGUUACCGGUACAUUUUCAUUUAAAACGUGGUACUACACCCACAUAGACUUGAAUAACCUAUACUGGGUAACUUGCUUAAUUUCUAAAACGGACUGUUUCAUCAUUCAAUUUGGGCAAUACCUUUUUUAUUUGAAGGGGUGUUUACUAAAAAUUUAAUGACUGAAUAGCGAACAGUGCAGACCAUGAUCAGCCUGCCUGUCCAUUGGUCUAAAGUGAUCACAAGGGCAGAAUCACAUGCUGCCAUAAGCUAAAGGUUAACCCUUAUCAUACUGAACAUGAUUGUUGGAUUUAACGUCGCACCGAGACAUGAUAGGUCAUAUGGCGACUUUCCAGCUUUUAAUGGUGGAGGAAGACCCCAGGUGCCCCUCCGUGCAUUAUUUCAUCACGAGCAGGCACCUUGGUAGAACCACCCACCUUCUGUAAGCCAGCUGGAUGACUUCCUCACAUGAAGAAUUCAACGCCCCAAGUGAGGCUCGAAUGAACAUGAUUGAUUCUGCCUUUGCGACCAGUGCAGAUCAUGAUCAGCCUGCACAUCAGUGCAGUCUGAUCAUGAUCUUCACUGUUCGCCAUUCAGUCAGUAUCUUUUUGGUAUGCACCCCUUUUAACAGUUAAUGGUACUGUCCAGUCCAAAUUGAAAGAUGUAUCAGUCCAUUUUAGAAAUUUAGCAGUCUAAAGGUCGAAAUAUACCAAGUGCUAUAUCUUUGCAAGUAUUAUCUUUUACAUGGACUUACAUCUGAAGAGAAGAACAAGGAAAAUUCUAAUACUAAAUAUAUGGAAACAAGGCAUGAAAUGUUCAGCUCAAUAAUAGGAAUUAUUAGAUCUCAAGAGUGAGGUAAAAAAAAAACGUUUUCAGUAUUUCAUUAUUGUCAAAAAGUACUAAAAUUUUAAUCAAAUUGUUGGCAAAGUAGUAUUCAUAUAUACCUUGAAACAAAUUCUUCACUUGUCCCUGAUAUUGAAUUCUUUUUAAGAUUUUUUGGUUCUAGCAUAUUGUUGUAUUUGUAAAAGAAAUUGCAAAGUGACUUUGAUGUUUGCCUGGUUUUCAUGCCCAACCUAUUUAUGACCUAUAAUGCACUGCCAUUUUUACGAGUACAAACUUCCAAUUUUUGCACAUAAAUGAGAUGAAUAAUGUUUCAGAAAUUGAGUUUAAGUCAAAAGAUUUUCAGUAGUAAUAGUCUAGGUAAUUUUGGAUCAGCCCUACUUGUUAUUUUGUUAAGUAUUAUGCCAUAGAAAAUAUGCAGUCAUUGUUAGAAGUGUAAUAUACUGCUUUCAGCAAUAAAUACCCAAAUGUAUGCACUUGAGUAUGUAAUCGUCGUUUUGGAUGCAGUUGAAUGACGUAUAUGAAAAAUAGUUAGCCUUUAGCCUGCUUAGGGCAAGCAAUUCUGCCUUUGCGACCAGUGCAGACCAUGAUCAGACUGCCAUUCAGUAAGUAAAUUUUCAUUGAACACCCCUUAGAAUAAUAAAUAGUAAUGCCCAGAUUCAAUGACGGACCAGUCCAUUUUAGAAAUUUAGCAGACUAAAGGUUAAAGGGGCAUUGCACAUUUGUUCCAAAUUUUCAUCAGGAACCUGUUGAUUUCUUCAGUCUCUCAGUGUAUUGAAAACACAUUGAAUAAAAGAGAAGGUUUUGUAUUAUAUCACUUUCCUUUUGAACAAAUAAUGCCACAAAAUAAUAAUGAUUUUCUUUAUACUGUGAGCUUAGAGAAAAUGGUUACAUUUUAUAAAAUUUCCACAAUAACAAAAAUUCAAUUUAACCCUUAGCAUGCUAAAUUUUUAAAAUGAACUGGUCCAUCUUUCAAUUCGGAUAGUACCAUUAACUGUUAAAAGGGGUGCUUACCAAAAAAGAUGCUGACUGAAUGGCAAACAGUGCAGACCAUGAUCAGCACCAUGAUCAGCUGAUUAUGGGCUGCACUGGUCGCAUUGGCAGAAUAACUGGCCGCCAGCAGGCUAAGGGUUAAUCACGGUUAUGCAGGGUAAUGUAACAUUUAACAUAUACGUUUGGUAAGAAAUGUGCAGUAUCACCAAAUGAUGACCAGUUUGCCGUCAGGUAUACAUUUGUUGUUGACAUGAUUGUUUUCUUUCAUGCCAAUGAUUGCAUUAAGUUAUGUCUAUUUAUUUUUGUGUGUGAUCACAGAGUUUUGUUAUGUAUUUAAGUAUUCAGUUCAGUUGUAUUUUGAUGGAGAAAAUAUACCUAAUUAAUGAGUGUAAUGAUUUUAUUGAACACGAUUGUGUUUUACUUUAAUCCAUUAUUAUUUAUUAAAAAUACAUGAGUUAUGCAAAAAGUAGUUUAGAACAUUUAAAAAUCUCUUCACGUUGAGAUAAGCUUAAAAUUGUGAAUAAAUUUAGAAGACUUCAUUUUACCAUUACCCUGCUAAAUUUCUAAAAUGGACUGGUCCAUCAUUCAAUUUGGGCAGUACCACUUGUUUAUCAAAGGGGUGUUCACUGAAAAUUUACUGACUGAACAGCGACUAGUGCAGAUCAUGUCCGUGCAGGCUAAUCUUGGUCUGCACUGGUCGCAAAGGUAGAAUCACUUGCCGCCAGCAUUCUAAAGGUUAAUACCAAAACAUCAAAGAUUGUGUCCAUUGUUAUCUGGUAUGGUAAUAUAUCUUCUCAAUUGUGUUGAUUUUAACAGUAUUAGAAUUUGAACUAUUUAACCUUUAACCUACUGGCGGCAAGUGAUUUUGCUAGACCAAGAUCAGCCUGCAUGUCCACUAUUUUGCAUUCGCUAUUCAGUCUGUAAAUUUUCAGUGAACACCCCUUUGAAUAAUAAGUGGAACUGUCAAAAUUGAAUGAUGGACCAGCCCAUUUUAGAAAUUUAGCAGUUUGAAGGUUAAGAGGCAAUAUUGUUGAAUCAUGACUGAAACCUUGCUUUUUUGCAACUCAGACAUUAUCAAAAACAUUGGCAAAAUCGACUCCUAUCUAGCCAGUAAGUCACAAACAUCAGUUGAAAAUUCACAUUAUCAUGUACAUUUAACCAUGCUUUCUUGAAUAAAUCCAUAAACAUAGCCAAAAAUUUAUGACAAGCUUAUUAAUGCUUAAACAGUUUUUAUGACUUUUCUUGCUACACGUUUUUCAGUCAUGAUUCGUGUUAUAUAAGUACAUUUGGAGAAUGUAGGGCUUAAUGUAGUAAACCUGAAAUAUUCUGAAUCUACCCGUUCCAGACGACAUACAUGUAUAGAUGUUAUUUAAAGUUCUGUAAUAUAUUGAUACAUGAUUACUGAACGUUGUAGGUCUCACUUCAGUCGCUGCAUACAUGCAGAAUUUUGUUGCCUCAUUUUGACUUACAAAUGUAAAAUAUACCUGAAAUAUGGAUAGAUAGUUCGUUAAGUCGUGCUGUUUGUCUCACAAGGGCGUGUAAAGUGAACCCAGUGCCUUGAUACUCGAACCGAAAGUUUUUGAACUGAAAACAGAUGAUUUUAUACUAUAGUUUGAUCAUUAUUUCCAUCCCAGAUUUAAUACUUGUCUGUGACUACAGACACUUUCUGAUUUCAGAAUAAAAUCCUUAACAUACAUGUACUCGACCAAAAUGUUAUAUUUUAAGCAAUGUUUAUACAUGUGUAUGCACAAUUAAGGGGCCAUUUUACAUGUCAUCUGACGUGUAUUCUUCUGUGAUAUAAAAAUAAUAAGAAUUUUGCAAAAUGAAUUUCAAUGUACAUAGUAAUUUUUUUGUGUUUUUCACAUAUUCAUUGUUUUUUAUAUGAGCCGCGCCAUGAGAAAACCAACAUAGUGGCUUUGCGACCAGCAUGGAUCCAGACCAGCCUGCGCAUCUGCACAGUCUGGUCAGGAUCCAUGCAGUUUGCUUUCAAUGCCUAUAGCAAUUAGAGAAACCGUUAGCAAACAGCAUGGAUCCUGCGCAGACUGCGCGGAUGACUGCGCGGAUGCGCAAUCUGGUCAGGAUCCAUGCUGGUCGCAAAGCCACUAUGUUGGUUUUCUCUGGCGCGGCUCAAUUAUGUUAAAGACUGUUGAUGUAGUUCAUAAACACUUGUGAUUGAAGAUCAUUUGCUAUUCUAAUAAAAUGUAAGACUAUU
Mercenaria mercenaria is the source of this 8333-nucleotide messenger RNA. Its product is annotated as protein CFAP20DC-like. Bases 221 to 3346 code for a protein of 1041 amino acids. The transcript is spliced from 21 exons. NCBI's taxonomy places the organism in Eukaryota, Metazoa, Mollusca, Bivalvia, Venerida, Veneridae. The record is from RefSeq and is a predicted model, not a curated record.